AUGCCUCACGCCACUGAGACAUUGAACUCAUCGACUGGUGGUGCCUUGUCAUUGCCUAUUCCAAUUCCUAGUUCGAUCUCGAACAGUCUGUACAAUCGUAAUAUCACCUCCACUUUAGUAACCGAACCGUCCGUGUCUUCUCACAACUCAUACUCGGAUUACGUACACAAUUCUGUAACGUGCUCGGCUGAUGAUAAUUCGAGUACCGUACAUGAUCAAGAUUUAUACGUUGGCUGCUCUUCGGACGGUGCCAGUUUUAUUUCUCCUUCGUCUGAUUCUAAUUUGAGAACCUUCGAAGUUAAUCAUUGUCGUGAUAAUCUGUGCUGUAACAUGGAUCACAGAAACUUGCACGAUCUUUUGCAGCAUGUUGAUACUAAUCACCCGAGAUUAAAAGUGGUUGAUGGUGCUAUUUAUCCAUUUGAGACAAGUACAGUGUACACUCAAUACAAUGGUUUUCCCACUUUUAAUGCAUCUCCUAUUGGUUUCGUACAUUCUGUGGUGAAUUCUUCUCCUCAUAGUCCUCAAAAUGAAUCAAAGCCCAAUAUUAACAUGUCUGAUGAUAAUUUUCAUGCCUAUAUAAAUGAUAUUCCUCCAUCUGUCAUGGGUAAACAAAAAUGGGGCUCUCACAAUCUUGGACAAGGAAAUGGUUCACAAGAUGAUAAAUCUUGCGAAUCUGACACAGAUUUGCAUUUGACAUGGCUAUACGAAAAUAAAAACGCGUUAAAUCCUUCAAAUUUUAGUGUUUCUGAGUCAACAUAUAUUCGUGAUCAUACUUCUUCAAAUUCCUCUUCAAUAUCUACAAGCUACAAUUCCUCUCCACACGCUUUCCAAAUGAACGCAGAUCAAGAUCCAUUAUUAUCUGCUGUUCAAUCUCCAUUAAUGUCUUAUCCUCCCACCCCUGUUGAUGCUACUGAUUCUUCAACAUUUUUGCGUUCUGCUACAUCCUCACCUACAAAUUUAGGAGAUUUUUCUGCAUUCAUCUCAAUUUUGGACAAUCAGUCAUCAAUUUUAACUUCUUCCCCACCACCAUCAUCUACGACUGUUCCUACUAAUACAAAUAAUAAUAGGCAACAAAAUUCUUCUAUUAUAACUAAAUCAAAUGAUACGAAAACUUCGUUGAAUAAUUAUACUUCAUUUAACAUUCCGGACUUUACUCCUUAUGUAUCUCGGCUAAAUGGUCAUGUUAGGUCACAAACGACGCCGCCUUCUUCAAUCACAAAUUCUCAAUCUGGCCAAUGUCGUCGGCGUUCAUCAACCACAAACAUUAAUUCUAAUGGAUCUGACACAAAUUCUUCUCAACAAAAUUCUUAUGCAUCAAGAUCAUCACCAAAUAUUAAUGGUGAUAAAUCUAAUAAUAAAUCUACAAUUUCUAAUCAGAGGCGUGCAUCUUCCUCUUUAGAAGAUUCUAAUUUGUUAGUCCAUCAGCAAAGCUCUUUCAUGUCAAUUGGUUCAGAUCCAGAUUUUUCUCAACCUGGUACUUCAACUAUUGUAGUUACUCGUGAUCAACAUAGGCAAUUACCUUCAUCUCCUACUGUUGAUCCUAAUUUAUUGGUUGAGAUGAACGACUUUAUGUCAACAAGUACAAAUUAUUUACAAGGGAAUGCUACUUCUCCCAUUGGCUCUCUCCCACGACCGUCUUCGGACUCUAAGAACUACAUGAUUGUUCAAAAUAAUUCAUCAACAAAUAAUGCACGUAGUCCUUGUGCAUCCGGUUCAUUACCCCCCGUUACUACCUCACCGUAUUCAGCCGACAGUUAUCACAUGGUAGGGUUCGUAUCUUCCGGUUUGACAAAUUCUGGAUUAGUUUCGUCUUUCGUAAAAAUCCGUCCAAAAACUAGUAAUGGCAUGGUCGCGAUGUCGGAUGUUUAUGCUGACCCUGCUUUAACUUCCCCUGACGGAUUUUCUCAAGGAAAAAAAUUUUCAAAGAAACGAACUAUAUCGGCAGAUACAAGAACGUGCAAACGUCGUUCAUUAGAGACUUCUAAUAUUUCCUCAGUUACUGUUUUAACAUCUGAUGUAUCUUUGAUAACUGAAACAAACGGCGGUUUAAGUUCAGAUGAUGUAGACAAUCAUCCAUAUAGGUGCCCCGUGCCCGAUUGUACAAAGGCAUAUAAAAAUGCCAAUGGCCUAAAAUACCACAACGAGCAUGGACACACUAGCAACGAUGGCGCUCGACAAAAGCCUUGGCCAUGCCGCGUAGAAAAUUGUCACAAAGCAUAUGGUAGUAAAGGGGGUCUUAUUUAUCAUGUUAAUCGCAACCAUCCAAAUGAUUUAUGGGCUUUACCUUAA
Molecule: messenger RNA, 2289 nt
Organism: Dentiscutata erythropus
Lineage: Eukaryota; Fungi; Glomeromycota; Glomeromycetes; Diversisporales; Gigasporaceae
Source: the annotation of a GenBank genome assembly